Trichosurus vulpecula (common brushtail) is the source of this 12325-nucleotide messenger RNA. It is a transcript of the gene ILF3, whose product is annotated as interleukin enhancer binding factor 3. Gene Ontology annotation, molecular function: single-stranded RNA binding; double-stranded RNA binding. Lineage: Eukaryota; Metazoa; Chordata; Mammalia; Diprotodontia; Phalangeridae. Gene Ontology annotation, cellular component: precatalytic spliceosome. The record is from RefSeq and is a predicted model, not a curated record. The coding region runs from base 442 to 3150 and encodes 902 amino acids. The transcript has 20 exons.
ACUGUCACGUGCCACGGACCACGUUCUCCACUCCCCCCCCCCCCAUACCCCCCCAACUCUACGAAGGGUCCCCCGCUGAAGAGCCUGCGCGGAGAAAAGCGGAGAGAAAAGGGGGCGGGGCGCCAUCGGUCACGUGCCUCCAUCUUUCCGGCGCGCGCUCCCGCCCGCCUGCCCGCCCGCUCGCCCCCGGUCCCGGCUCCUCCUCCUCCUCCUCUCGCCAUUGCAGUCGGACCGAGCAGCCCAGCGCACCGCGUGGUUGGGGGACCCGGGGGCUGUCGCUGGAGGAGGCAGCGGCGGCGGCGGCUGCUGCUGCUGGCGAGGGGGUGCCGACAAGAUAAAAGUGACAGAAUUGAUACAUCUAAGGACAACUGUCAUACGGUUUGAAAAAUUAGCAGAAAUUUAAUUCUCAGACACUACAAAAGAAAUCCCAAGAAAUAAAAAAUGCGGCCAAUGCGUAUUUUUGUGAAUGAUGACCGCCAUGUGAUGGCAAAGCACUCUGCUGUUUAUCCAACUCAGGAGGAAUUGGAAGCUGUUCAGAACAUGGUAUCCCAUACAGAACGAGCACUUAAAGCUGUGUCUGAUUGGAUAGAUGAACAGGAAAAAGUCAGUGGAGAGCAGCCUGAACCUGAGGCUAUGGAUGUGGUAGCUGAAGAAGAAAACAAAGAAGGGGGGGAACAGAAGACUGAGCACUUGACCAGAACUCUUCGAGGCGUGAUGCGGGUUGGCUUGGUAGCAAAGGGUCUCCUGCUCAAGGGAGAUUUGGAUCUGGAAUUAGUCCUUUUGUGUAAGGAGAAACCCACAACUGCCCUUUUGGACAAAGUGGCGGACAACCUGGGAGUCCAGCUUGCUGCUAUUACAGAAGACAAAUAUGAAAUAAUCCAAUCCAUUGGUGAAGCAGCAAUUGUAAUAAAAAAUACAAAAGAGCCUCCAUUGUCCUUGACCAUUCAUUUGACAUCACCUGUUGUCAGGGAAGAAAUGGAAAAACUUUUAGCUGGAGAAACGCUAUCAGUCAACGACCCCCCGGACGUUCUGGACAGGCAGAAAUGCCUUGCUGCCUUGGCGUCACUCCGACACGCCAAGUGGUUCCAGGCCAGAGCUAAUGGGCUGAAGUCGUGUGUCAUAGUCAUCAGGGUUCUGAGAGACCUAUGCACCCGUGUUCCUACUUGGGCUCCCCUUAGAGGAUGGCCUCUGGAGCUUCUCUGUGAGAAGUCAAUUGGAACAGCAAAUCGACCAAUGGGAGCUGGCGAGGCCCUCAGAAGAGUGUUGGAGUGCCUGGCAUCUGGAAUCGUUAUGCCAGAUGGUUCUGGCAUUUAUGACCCUUGUGAAAAAGAAGCCACUGAUGCUAUUGGGCAUCUAGACAGACAGCAACGGGAAGAUAUCACACAGAGUGCUCAGCAUGCUCUGCGACUUGCUGCUUUUGGCCAGCUUCACAAAGUCCUUGGUAUGGACCCUCUCCCUUCUAAGAUGCCCAAGAAACCAAAGAAUGAAAAUCCGGUUGACUAUACUAUCCAGAUCCCGCCUAGUACCACAUAUGCCAUUACCCCAAUGAAACGUCCCAUGGAAGAGGAUGGAGAAGAAAAAUCUCCUAGCAAGAAGAAAAAGAAGAUUCAGAAAAAAGAGGAGAAGACAGAACCCCCACAAGCUAUGAAUGCACUGAUGAGACUGAAUCAACUGAAACCUGGGCUGCAGUAUAAACUGGUCUCCCAAACUGGCCCAGUGCAUGCUCCCAUCUUUACUAUGUCUGUUGAAGUGGAUGGAAGUUCAUUUGAGGCUUCUGGACCAUCCAAAAAGACUGCCAAGUUGCAUGUGGCUGUAAAGGUGUUACAGGACAUGGGUCUGCCUACAGGGGCAGAAGGUAAAGAAUCAAGUAAAGGGGAGGACUCUGCUGAGGAAACAGAACAGAAACCUGUGGUUGUUGCUCCUCCACCUGUAGUGGAAACUGUUGCUACUCCCAGUGCUGCUUUUCCUUCUCCAGACCAGACAUCGGAGAAUGUAAAACAACAGGGUCCAAUCUUGACCAAACAUGGCAAGAAUCCUGUUAUGGAACUGAAUGAGAAGAGGCGUGGCCUCAAGUAUGAGCUUAUCUCUGAGACUGGGGGCAGUCAUGAUAAGCGCUUUGUCAUGGAGGUUGAAGUUGACGGGCAGAAGUUUCAAGGAGCUGGUUCAAAUAAAAAGGUGGCAAAGGCAUUUGCUGCUCUCACUGCAUUAGAAAAGCUGUUCCCUGAUGCUCCGGUUGCCUUGGAGCCCAAUAAGAAGAAGAGAGCACCGGUACCUGUGAGAGGGGGACCGAAGUUUGCUGCUAAGCAGCACAACCCAGGAUUUGGAAUGGGAGGCCCUAUGCACAAUGAGGUUCCCCCUCCCCCAAACAUUCGUGGUCGAGGUAGAGGUGGUAAUAUCCGAGGUCGGGGUAGAGGCCGAGGUGGAUUUGGUGGUGCCAACCAUGGUGGCUACAUGAAUGCUGGAGCUGGCUAUGGAAGCUAUGGCUACGGUGGCAAUUCUGCAACAGCAGGAUAUAGUCAGUUCUACAGCAACGGUGGGCAUUCUGGGAAUGCUGGUGGAGGCGGGGGUGGCGGUGGAGGCGGCUCUUCUGGCUAUGGGUCCUACUACCAAGGCGACAACUACAACUCACCAGUCCCCCCAAAGCACGGCGGGAAGAAGCAGCAGCAUGGGGGCCAGCAGAAGCCUUCUUACGGUUCAGGGUACCAGUCUCACCAAGGCCAACAGCAGUCAUCAUACAGCCAAAACCAGUACAGCAAUUACGGCCCUCCCCAAGGCAAACAAAAGGGCUAUAAUCAUGGACAAGGCAACUACUCCUCCUAUUCGAAUUCCUACAACUCCCCAGGUGGUGGAGGUGGAUCAGACUAUAACUACGAGAGCAAAUUCAAUUACAGUGGCAGCGGGGGCCGAGGUGGUGGUGGGAACAGCUACGGGUCAGGUGGAUCGUCCUAUAACACAGGGUCACAUGGCGGCUAUGGAGGCAGCUCUGGUGGUGGCUCCUCCUACCAAGGCAAACAAGGUGGCUACUCUUCACAGUCAAAUUACAACUCCCCAGGCUCAGGCCAGAAUUACAGUGGGCCUCCCAGUUCCUACCAGUCUUCGCAAGGUGGCUAUGGCAGAAAUGAUCACAGCAUGAAUUACCAGUACAGAUAAACUACCUUUACUCCCCAGGGGUGAAGUUUUGUUACCUUCUGCACUCGCCCCCUCAUUUGAAUAUUCAGUUUUAUUGCAUCACAGUUAACAUGUCAACCCUUCCCCCCAGGUUCCAUGUUGCCGUGUUCUGUGUGCUAUGCAGGCGGCUACUCUGAUGGUGGCAUCUCCCUGUAAUUCCAUACUUAGCUGUGUUUGGGACAUCUGUGUAUUUAAUGGUUUGUUAGUUACCAUUACAACUUUGUCUGAAUAGAGUUUUUGAGUUAAUACAACUCAGUAUCCCUUCGUCUAUUUAACAUUGGUGUUAGUGUUAACUAAGUUCGUCUUUAAAUAGUUACGUGAGGGAUACGUCAUCUGUUAAUGCUUUUGUGAAGUGAGUUAAACAAGCUUUCUGUAUUUUAAUGCUUUAGUGUUUCAGUUUUAUAAGUGAAGAUUUUAUUUUAAAAACCAGUGGGAAAGAGUGGGGGUUUUUUUUUGUAUGUCUGGGUCAUUCAGGCAGGACAUCUGAAUUAAGCUGAAUGUAGACAAAUAAAGAUAAAGAAAACUCUUUGGGCCGACGUCUGGCCUGCGUGUCUGUCCCACCAACCCUGGAAAAGCUGCCACCUCACCUGGUCCAAAGCCAGGGAGAGAGCAGGUACAGGGAGGCAGGUGGGGAAAGACAAGUUGGAGGGGGCAGGAUUUUCUUGGGGCUUCUUAAUUCCCUGAGCUUUUGGAAACAAGCACCCUUGGUAGGUAAAGUCUUCCUGUCCAUGAAGAGCCAUUAAACAUCCCCCAAAAUUAGAGGGGCAGGGGGUAGCGGGACACCAUCAAGAUAGACUGAGGGGGAUAAGGUGGGGAAGGCUUUCUCCAUGGGGAAAAGGGGUGUUAGAUUUUUCUAUGCAUAUGUGGGCUAGGCUAGGAUCCUUGAGAAGGCCCUGAAGCACAGAGCUAUUGUUUUGGUAGAGCCUACAUUUUCUUUAGCUUAGGGGUUGGGUUUGCAGCUAUUCCGGAGGCAGGCUUAAGGACAGAAGGCUAUUGGAGGACCAGCCAUUUGCUUGGCAUCUCUCCUUGCUUUGACUAGAGUCCUGAGGCUUCCUCUAUUUCUUGUCAUGGCUUUAAGGCUGCCCUGCCAAGGUGUCUUGUAACCAAGGAUGUUGGAGUGGGAGAAAUGAUUGAGUAAUGUGGAUUGAAACAGUCAUGAAGGGAUCUAAAUGCCAGUCCUUGGGGUUUUAUUUUUAGUAGUUCCGUUAGGCCAGGGUGAAGGCCUGAGAAGAUGGUAUGCUUGGGCUGGGUCAAUUAACCCUUCUUCGUGGCUGGUGAGAGGGGAAUCUGCUCAGGCCCUCUCUGUCACUCUAAACUUGGAGUUGGAGGUUUUAGUGGACUGCAAGCUCAGUACAAGUCAGCUCUUUGUAAUGGCAGCCAAAAGACUAGCUGUGAUCUUAGUCUGCAAUGAGAAAAGUAGUGUCCGGGCCAAGGGUGGGGAUAGUCCUUCUGUACCCUGCCAUAGUGAGAGUAUUUUCUUCUGGGUACCGUAGAUUAAGGAGGACGUUGAUAAGCAGGAGAGGAGGAAGAGGAGGAGGAGGGUAGUCAGGAUGCCAAAGGUUCUUGAAAGAGAUCAAUUAAAGGAACUGGGAUGUUGAACCUAGAAGAAACUUGGGAUUGUGAUGGCUAUUUCCAGGUAUCUGAAGGGCUGUCACAUGGAAGAGGGAGAAGUCUUGGUUUCUUUUGCCCCAGAGGACAGAACUAGGAGCAGUGAACAACUUAGGGACAAAUUUAGUUUUGAUGGUCAAGAAAGAUUUUUUUUUUUUAAACAAUAAGAGCUGCCUUGGCAAGUGGUUUAUUUUUCAGCUGAGGUUUGAAGUAGAGGCUGGAUAAUCACUUGUUGGGUAUGUCGUAGAAGGGAUUCUUGUUCAGCUAUGGGUCAGACUAGAAUGACCUUUGAGGUCCUUUCUAAUGCUGAGAACCUUGGAUACACUUUUAAUGCAUUCUUGUUCAUCUGGAGAAGCUAUUUCUGAAAUAGUAACCUGUCACUGAUAGGUUUAUAUUGAUCCUCUAUCUGGAAAUUUAGGUUUAUAUUGAUCCUCUAUCUGGAAAUUUAUUCCCUGCCCUCAUGCAACCUAUGUGACCGUGGGAAAGUUAGUCCGCCCCUCUAGACCGCAGUUAAACAGAAAAAUGAGAGGGUAGGACUAAGUGAUCAGAGGUGGUGUGGUAUGUCAGAUGGAGCGCUGGAGUCAGAAGACUUGGGUUUGAAUUUUGCUUCGGUUAUUUUACAAUCACCGUGACCUUGAGCAGAUAGCUUAACGUUUUUGAGCCUAAGUUUUUUCAUUGUAAAAUGAGGAGGUUGGACUAGGUGACAUCCAAGGUCCCUUUGAGAUCUCCAUCCUGUGAUCCUCAUGGAAUUGAUUUGGCCACAAGGGCAAGGAGGUAGGCUUCAAGUCCAAGGCUAAGAGGCUCCUCAUGUAACAGGGCAGUAGAUGGGGAUGAAGAAGGGCAUAGUCAUGGUUUGGGGGACUUCAGCGCCAAAGUCAGCAGUGAGAGCCUAGAGAGAGACAGAAAACUUAGAUCCAACAGGAACAUCAGUAUGUAAAACAAUUGUCCAUAUUCCUGGAAAUUAUAACCGGUUUUAUGCUGGGAAGUAGCCACAGUUGAGAGGUCGGUGUGCUGCCUAGUGUAGCAGUUUUCUUUCUUUAACCAGAAAUUUAGCAGAAAAGCAGACUUGGUAAGUAAAACUAAUUUUGUAUUUAUAAAGCCACCAACUGACAUAGCUGGAGGGGAUCUCUGGGGUCACCCAAUCUACUUCUUUGGGCCUCAUCUGUAGAUGAGGUGUUUGAAGUGAUUUGUCCGAAGUUUCAGGCAGUUAAGUUGAAGAGUCAAGACUCCACCUUAAGUCUUUUGCCUACAAGGUCACUGCAUUUCAACUCUCCAUUUACCAUGACAUGUCUGCCAUGUGGUAGGCUUGUAAAUACUUGCUGAUAGUAGGCUCAUAAAUACUUGUUGAUAGCACACUGCUCUCAAAAGUUAGUGGUGAGGCCUGACCCUGAGCAGAGCUGUCUGGGUGGGCCCCAGGGCUGGAUUUGGUUCAGAAAUCUUGACUUUUUUUCCUUCAGGUUUCAGAUACAUCUCUCCUUCCCUGCCUCAGUGCUCAGCCUUGGUGAUAAUUAAAUUCUAAGUUUAGAGUUGAAAAGAUAACCUUAAAGAUCACUUAUAGUUCACUCCCUCAAUACACAGAUGAGGAAACUAAAGCCCAGGAAGGGAGCAGUGACUUGAGUGAAUGAGAAAGCAUUUAUUAAAUGUUGACCAUUUCCCAAACACUGGAUACAAACAAAAGAGGGAAGCAGUCCCUGUUGUCAGGGAGAUCAUGUUCUAAUUGGAGGAGACGUCAUAGACAGGAGAGGUCAGGUGCAUGACCGAAGGGCCUGGAUACAGUGGGGAUGGCAGGACCCAGGUCAGAUGGCAGUGCCUGGGGGUCAGGAGAGGGCAAAAAGCAAGGACCACAGUGCUCCUCUGUUUUGGCAGUGUUUAUAGUUAGUGACUGCUCGUCCAAGUGGUGGGAGCAGCCCUAUCUUAACUUGACCCAGGUCUGCUGACUCCAAGCCCAGCACUCUUUCCCACUGCACCACAAUGCCUUAUCUUUCACCUGUUCCCUUUACCUGGUGGACAGUUAAGUGUACUUUUUAGUCACCUACAUGCAGGUCUCCUACUUGGAGGGACUUGGUUGGAAAAUGACAUGUAGCUGUGUUUCCUGAGAAGAUCACCUCAGAGGACACUGUAAGGUUUUACAUGACUAUAGGGACUCCCUGGUUGACCUAGAGCUCAGUUUGCAGUAGAUUAGUUUCCCAGGUCAAGGUCUUAUGUCAAACCCGUUAUGAUCUUCCUGGAGCUCUGUACUGUUCCAUUAACACUAGGCCUUUGUUAUAAUAUUAAGUAAUUUUUCCAAAGUAUAUAAACUAUUAAGCUACAAAAGCCUGAAUCUAAUUAAUGCCUCACUUGGACACCCUAUCAAAUGCACACUGUGCCUUUUGGUGAGGGGUCCUUUUGAUGCUUCUUCCCCCUCUCCCAUGCCAUCAUGGCCAGAGGAAAGUUUAUUUUUGUCACAGGCUUUAAUGGUUAUAUUGCUAGUCCAGAGAGCACAGUAAGUGGGAAACCUAUGGAGUUGGCCCUGAGGGUUCUCUGAAUAGAGUGGGAUCACUGUUCCUAUACAGAUAAUAUUGAGAACCAGUAUUGCUUGCCUCCUGGAAGGUAGGCCAGUACCUCAGCAGCUGCUGGGAAAGAAAGCCAUUGACAAAGGCAAAUUGAAGAUAGCUGCACUGGUGAAACUUAAUUCAGUACUAUUGGAAAGAGUUAGGCUGCAUGUGGACUCUGCCCCAAGCUGUUGUAGGCAUAGCCCGACAAACACAUCUUCCAAGUAGAUAUUCUUUACAUUUGGGGUAACACCAAGACCCUAAUGACUAGAUCCCUGGACAUCACGUAGCCAAAUCCACUGCAGUAGAGAGGGUACUUGGUUUGGGGGCUGACCUCUUCAGGUAUUUCUUCCCUUCUUGGCAUCCUGUUGGGUUCCACAUUCCUAUAAAUGUGUCCUCUAAUGAAGUUCUUGAGCUAGGGUCCCUUGGUAGUACCUGCUGCACCGGGAGGCUGCCUACAUGGUGGGCAAUGGGGCAGUGGCUACCCAUUCCAGUCCCAUGAGGAUCUUAAAGAGUCAGAUUGUGGUAUGUAUCUAGGAAGCCCACCUGAAGGAGAUCUUUGUGCUUUCUGUCCUCAUCCACCAACAAAUCCCGUAGGUGUCUAGGGAAGAGGAAUGGAGGCAGGUCCAUCAGGAAGACAAGGUGGACAUGCAUCUUGGGUGCCACAGCUUUGUGGCCCCAUGUGUGUUGGAUGAUCUGGCAUCUGCCGACUUCCUGGGGUUUGGUCAUGACCAACAUCAAAAGGAAGGGACCGGCAGGAUUUCCUAUGCACUUGUCUGGAUGGUUGAAGGAAGGGGUAGGUGUGUGCUUGCACCUUCUCCACAGGGUACUGAAUCUGCCUCUGGACCCUCUCAUUGAUGGGUGGAUUACCUUCCAGGAGAAGUAUUAAAAACCCUCUGAGGACAGCACCUGGCAAACCCUUGUAGUGUCCUGGGUAGGGAGGAGGAGCAGGGGGCCAGAUGAAGGAAAGGGACCUAGGUUACAAACAGUUUCUGUCCUCAGCCCUUUCUAUCCCCUCUGCCAUACUAGAUGUUUCCUUGUGGAGAAUUUGGUUGGCUCACCAAGAUGUAAAUCUGGGAGCAGCAAGAGAGGCAACGGCACAAUGGCAAAUGUCUGCUCAUCUUCCCCUUAAUGUGGCAGGCACUGGAUGGGGGCCCUAGAGAUUGGCCAGUGAAACUAUUCUGGGGGUAUCUCUUGUAGGACUGUGUCUUCUGCUCCGGGCUCUGAUCUCUUCCUCCCGACUAGGAACAGGGACUCUCGGUAUAGCUGGCCUCCACAUAGGCACUGGUAGUUGAGGGGCUUUGGUGUGCCCUUCAGCUUGAUUAGAAUGUGUGAAAGAGGUGGUUGGAUCAGUUAAGAACUACAUAGGGUCCCAUAACAAGCAGAUGCAUCUCCUAGUAAAGCAAACAAUACUGAUGUGGGCCAGGGCAGGUAGGGGUGGGGAUUGUGGACAUUAAACUGGGCAAGGUUCUUAUAGGUUUUAUUGGAAAGGAUUUAAAAAAUUCUCUUGUUCAUCCCCUGUCAUUUUGCUAGUGGAGUUUCAGAGAGGGAGCUACUGAACGAGUUGGUUGGGUCACAAUUAGAAUCUAGUUCUGUCUUCCAAACCAAGGGCCUUUCCCAUCACAAUCAGGCUGCCUUCCCUCCUAACCUGGAUUUUUUCUUCUCGGUGGCCCUCCACAGGAGACUUCUCCCAGCCUAAACUCAGCUCUCGGGGAUAGUGUCAGGAUUACAAGGGACCUUCUACCAGCUAUCUUUGUCCUACCCAAAUCCCUGCAGGAAUCCCCAGCUCAGACAACGUCCUCACUCCUUAAAUGAAGGUGGACCUUGAUUUCGCACAUUGACUGUUGCUGCCUGUCCUCUCAUUUUAAUAUUCAGUUUUAUUGCAUCACAGCUACCAUGUCACCCAAUCCCAAGUUCCUUGCUGCUGUGUUCUGUGUGGUCAGUUGGUCACUCAGAGGCUAGGUAUCUUCUCAUUCCACAACUGGCUGGCUGUCUGGGAUGUCACUGUGUGUCCUGGUCUUUCAUUAGCAUUAGGGCUUCUGGAUAGAGAAAAGGGAGUUAAGGGUGGUAUGGCAAGGUGAUUAUUGCUGACAUAGGGGGUCAAGGAAAGCUUCACUUAGAAGGUGACAUUGAACCAGAGAGCAGUUGUCCUGCAGAAACUACAAAUUCAAAAGCCCCCUGGGGCCUCUGAAAUUUCCCAGGAAUUUUUUUUAUUACAGAAUUUGUGGUGGGGGACUAGCCCCAAAAGUGCUUCAAGUUCCUGCUACAGGUACUACAUUCUAUUGGCUGUCAUCCACCUUCCUGGACAGUUCUUGUAUGUACCAACUUUCAUCGCAACAGGAAUUCUGGGACGAUUUGAAUACCAGACUGGAAGAGGUUCUCCGGUGUCCAGUGUGAAUCCUGCAGACUUUGAAGGGCCUGAAUUCACGAAGAUGGUGCAGAAUAGUUUCUGAGAUGGCAGAGGAGCAUCUAUUGCCAUGACUCCUCAGGAGAUUCAGGGUCUUCAACCCCAUGGUCUGGUCCAGCGUCUAUCCUGAGGCAGCUGGUCCCCUUUGCCCACCAGCUGCCCUCUGUGGAAUCGAAGAUAUGUACAAGCUGUAUUCUAUCUUGUUCUGGAACUAAAGGUCUGAGGACAGUGAGAUGAAAAGGAUCCUGUAGGUCAUGAACUCACAUGCUAUCUAGAUCAUUAACAGGCUCCCUUCAUCUUGGAUCUCUUAUCUUUCCACUCUCAUGGCAACCUGCCUCUCCCAGAAAGAUGCCUUAUCCCCAAUCACCAUUUCCAUCGUUGGCUUGUUCCUUUUCUUAGCACUCACGCAUGUAUGUACACAUGCACACACUCGCUGUCACUCUUUCAGGAAUUGGUACCAUCAUACUCCUUGUUCCCCUCAGAUUACUGCUUGAACACCCACUGUCACUGCAGCCUUUGAAGUUCACGCCAUUUAUUUCUAAGACCCAGCCCAGAUGUUCCUGUAAUUGUACCAGCUUCGGGUUACUUUCCCUGCUUUCUCAAAGAAUUCAGUACCUGGCUUAUAGCUUCCCUUUCCACCUUCAUACUUGUGGACUUCCCUCUACAUACUGAUUUCACUUCCUUGAACACGUUGACCUGGUUAAACUCAUAUCCCAUGACUUUAAUCACAAAAUUUCAACCUCUUAGAUGAUGAGAAAUGCUUGUGAAAGCAUUUUGUGUAUAUUGUCCUAGUUAGGCCUCAUCUAGUGUAUUGAGUUUAGUUCUGGGAUGCUCAUUUUAGGAAAUCACAUUGAGAAACUACAGUAUGUUGAGAGGAUGGUGACCAGGAUGGUGAGGGCACUGGGCACGGCCACGUGAAGAUUGGCUGGAGCAACUGGAGAUACUUGGCUUAGAAUAGAUUGGGGGGAGGGGGAAGAGUAUCUUUUAAGUUUUUGAAGGGCUGCUUACAAAAAAAUGGGUUAGACUUUAUACUACUUGGCCCCAGAGGUCAGAACUAGGAGCAAUUGGUAGAUGAAAAGAGGCAGGUUUCAAUAUUUCUUCACUGUUACCAGAUGACUUGGUUGGGCUAUUUUUGCGGAGGUUCCUAUUCAGGUAUGGGUUGGACCAGACACCCUUUGAGGUACCCAUAAGCCCUGAGCUUCAGUGAUUCUAUCAUUUAAAUCUCUUGUACCUACCUCACAGGGUUGUUAGGAGGAUCAAAUGAACUAUUGUAUGUAAAGUGCUUUACAAACCUUAAGGCACUGUAUAAAUGUCAGCUUUUAUAAUUCUGUAAUAUAAAGCACUGUAAAAAUGGGAAAUUAUUUUUUUCCUGUUAUGUUAUUGAUGGUGGCUGCUCUGUGUGUCUAGCUGCUAAUGACUAUCUGUGGACACUCCAGUCUAGGUGACCACACUGUUUUGAACACUGCCCCACUAAUCCCUUGUGUCUUAUUUCCAGUCCUAGAGCUUUGUGCUGGGGAUCUGGGGUUGAUGCAGUCAGGAAGCUCCUUGUGACUAAAGUGUAUGCCUGGAUAAUUCCAGCACCCUGAAUUAAGAUGAAUGUACAUUAAUGGGGAUGUAUGUGUGGGGAAAAAAACAUCCCCACUGUCAACUAUAUCCCUGACGGAUAAUGCUACCCCACAUCGACUGGUCAGAGGAGAGAAUUUGCAGCCUUCUCAGUGAGAGGCUGGGCUCAAACUUUCUCAAGAGACAGGCUGAAGGAAUAUUCAAGCGGGGCACCAGAAGAGAGAAGAGGAAAAAAAUGGAUGUGGAGUCAGGAAUCAUCUAAUUCUGGGGGCUUAUAACAGGAGGCUUGCCCUCUUCUGUGGUGGGAAGCAGUGACUGCAAACAUUCUCCCAGCUGUGGUUCUUGCCCUGAGAGGCCAGAGUUUCCAGACCACAUCUCUAUUGUCUUGAGAUGUGAUUCUUCUCAGAACCUGAGUUUCCUGGGUUCGAUUGCUGGGCAAGUUGCUAAUAGACCUUUAGGGUCUAAGUUGCUGUGACAUGUUGGUACACAGCUCAGGAAAGAGCCCAGAAAUCGAACUCAAGAGCCUCUUUUUAUCCUGUUCAACUAGCUUACAGUGCCAAGCUGUUAAGCCAUCAGGGAAGCUGAGACAGGAGGACUCACAACCUACAUUCCCUUGAAGCUUGGGAGGUUGUAGUUUGGGAAACGGGUGGUGAGAAGGUUUGCUGCUUGAUUCUUAUCUCCUGUUAUAUAUCUUUUGUUUUAAGUAAAUGUCCUCUUGCAUUGCUUUGAUGUCAUGUGAUUAAUUCUGGCUGGUGGGGUUCAGAGGGGGAAAAAUGGCUUGGGAGUAGAGGUUCAUAGUAUGAUCAUUGAUUUAGAGCUGAGAGUAACCUUAGGUGUAAUCAGCCCUCUCCUUUUGCAGGAGACUGAGGCUGGGAGAGGUUGUGGCUUGCCUAAAAUCACAGGUAGGGCACAAACUAGGACAGAGCUGGGGUUUGAACCCAGGUCAUCUGCCUCCAGAACUUUAACCACCACAUUCUGUUGCCAAGAUGAUGAACCUAGGAGCCCCGAGUGUAUGGUCCUCUACACAAAUAAAGGAAAAUGGGCCUGC